Messenger RNA from Acanthosepion pharaonis, 456 nucleotides. Lineage: Eukaryota; Metazoa; Mollusca; Cephalopoda; Sepiida; Sepiidae. The record is from the annotation of a GenBank genome assembly.
AUGAUUCCUCAAGAAUCGUUAUAUGAUCAUAUAAACAACAUUCUCAGCAUUGCCAAUUUUGGGUAUGCAGCCUCUUUAUUAUCCCUUAGUGCAGCCAUUGUUAUUAUGUUGCUUUGUAAUACUACUUUCCUCUGCUCCCAUUGCAAAUUUUCUCUUUCCUUUAAUUUCUUCUUGUUCCCAUUUCUUCAUUUCUCCCAUUUCUUCAUUUCUCCCAUUUCCUCUUUUCUCCCAUUUUCUCUUUUCUCCCAUUUUCUCUUUUCUCCCAUUUCCACUUUGUUCCUAUUCCUCUUUGUUCCCACUCCCAUUUGGCUUCUAUUUACCCUUUUUUUUCCAUUUCCUCUUUUCUCUCAUUUCCUCUUUUCUCCCAUUUCCUCUUUUCUCCCAUUUCCUUUUUCCUCUUUUUUCUAUGUUUACUCAUUCUUUCCAUUUUCUCUUUCUGACUAUUUCUGCUCAUAA